CAAAAGCUGAGGAGCGGCGCGACGCUGCACAGGCUCUGUAGAAACCGGAGGGAGAGGAGGAUGCUGGUGGUCGUGGUCAGAGUGGAGCUGAUCUCAGUUCAGUCCGUCUGAGCUGAAACUGGAAACUUUCUGGUGCUUUUCUGGAGGUUCUUCGUCUCCUUCUUCCUUUUCAUGCACCUGUGAGCAGGAGCUUCUUAAUCUGAGGUUGGAUCCAUCUGUCGCUGAGUGAGAAGCUACGUAAGGGCUUCACGGCACCAACGGCUGAUGAUGAGCUAACAACCGUGACCCGGUUCCUACCCGGUCCACAGGUGCCGUUGGUUCAGGCUGAACGUUUGAAAUCCUCAAGAUUCGGUUCAUCCAACCUGACGGUGGAGACUUCCGGUCCCGCCUCCAUCAUGAGCGACAUCUACGAGUCGGCGGCCAACUCUCUGGGAUUGUUCAGCAGCCCCUGUCUGACCAAGGUGGAGCUACGUGUCACCUGUAAGGGCAUCUCAGACCGGGACGCGCUGUCCAAACCCGACCCCUGCAUCGUCCUCAACAUGAAGUCACACGGGCAGUGGAUGGAGGUGGACCGGACCGAAGUGAUCCGCAGCUGUGUGAACCCCACCUACUCCAAGGUCUUCACACUGGACUUUUAUUUUGAAGAGGUGCAGCGUCUGCGCUUUGAGCUGUACGACAUCAACAGCAACCACAACGGUUUAAAGGAGGCCGACUUCCUGGGCUCGGUGGAGUGUACGCUGGGACAGAUCAUCUCUCAGAGGAAACUGUCCAAAGCUCUGCUCAGACCUGGAGGCUUUGUGGGAAAAGCCAUCAUCACGAUCACAGCAGAGGAGCUGACGGGCAACGACGACUACGUGGAGCUGUCCUUCAACGCCCGCAAGCUGGACGACAAGGACUUCUUCAGUAAAUCGGACCCGUUCCUGGAGAUCUACAGGCUGAACGACGACGCCACGCUGCAGCUGGUCUACAGGACAGAGACCGUCAUGAACAACCUGAACCCAGUAUGGAAAACCUUCAAAGUGUCUCUGAACUCGCUCUGCAGUGGAGACCAGGAACGCAAGCUGCAGUGCACCGUGUGGGACUGGGACUCCAACGGGAAACACGACUACAUCGGAGAGUUCGAGGCCACGUUCAAGGAGAUGAGAGGAGCCAUCGACGGACGACAGAUGCAGUGGCCGUGCAUCAACCCCAAAUACAGAACCAAGAAAAAGAACUACAAGAAUUCUGGGAUCGUCAUUCUGAACCAGUGCAAGAUUAUCAAGAUGCACUCGUUCCUGGAUUACAUCAUGGGAGGCUGUCAGAUCCAGUUUACAGUAGCCGUGGACUUCACCGCCUCCAACGGAGAUCCCCGGAACAGCUGCUCUCUGCACUACAUCCACCCCUUCCAACCCAACGAGUACCUGAAGGCACUGGUGGCUGUGGGGGAGAUCUGCCAGGACUAUGACAGUGAUAAAAUGUUUCCGGCGUUUGGCUUCGGCGCCCGGAUCCCUCCUGACUACCAGGUCUCCCAUGACUUUGCGGUGAAUUUUAAUGAGGACAUCCCAGAGUGUGCAGGGAUUCAGGGUGUGGUGGAGGCCUACCAGGCCUGCCUCCCCAAACUGCAGCUCUACGGGCCCACCAACAUUGCCCCCAUCAUCCAGAAGGUUGCCAAAACUGCCUCCCAGGAGGUCCACACCAAAGAGGCCAUGCAAUACUUCAUUCUGCUGAUCCUGACGGACGGAGUAAUCACUGACAUGGCUGACACCAGGGAGGCCAUUGUCCAGGCCUCCCACCUGCCCAUGUCUAUCAUCAUUGUUGGGGUGGGGAACGCUGACUUCAGCGACAUGCAGAUGCUGGAUGGAGACGACGGCAUCCUGCGGUCGCCCAAAGGGGAGCCUGUCCUCCGAGACAUCGUCCAGUUCGUCCCCUUCCGAAACUUCAAACAUGCAUCGCCGGCUGCUCUGGCUAAGAGUGUGCUAGCUGAAGUGCCCAACCAGGUGGUGGACUACUACAACAGCAAAGGCAUCAAGCCCAAAGUGUCCAGCCAGUACCAGUCUUCCAGGCCGUUUGGCCCAUGAGCACAUCUACCCCGGCUUCCAUCGACAGCACAACCUCUCCCAGACUGACCUUUAACCUUUUACUGUAUUUUAUCUUUGUUACUGCAGAUGUUAAAGGUGCUACAUGUGGCAUUUUAGCAUGAAGUCAUUCACUUAGAUGUUAGAUGGAGGCAAAGCUUUGAUGUGGGAGAAUGAGAAUCUUGAGCUUCAGGUAAAAGAACAGGCCGUUUCCACCGACAGUUCUUUACUCGUCCUGGAAGCAGGAGCGUCUGGACACCAUGGAGAGUGAAUCAGAGCAGGACUGAGGAGACAGUAGCUCAUCAUCAAGCACUAGUCACAAACAGUAAAGCAGGUUGUGCAGUCAUUAUUAGCCAGGAGUGGAAUUAGACGCAUGUAGCAUGUUGCAUAUCAGACCUGUAGUCAACAUUUAUGUUCCUUGUAUCAGAAUCUAAUGGAUUCACUUCAUUUCUUAGCAGAUGAAAAGUAAAUCUAUGCAGAGAUCUAUAGUGAGCUACACACAAGUACCUGGACUAGGGACCAACCAGAAACCACCUCAAGAGUGAAUAGGUAGAAGCAUUUAAGCAUAGGAAGCUAACAAGCUAUGUAGCCUCCUACAAACUGCCAGAUGUGAGAUGGUUCUGUGAGGCUGGAGCUGGAGCUGGUUCUGGUGGACAGAGCAGUCUUCACACCCACACUACAGACAGAGUCUCUGAAUAUACGUUUUGCUAACAGGUAGCAGUGCUGCUAACUGGUACCAUUAGAUUACCAAUGGCUAGCCUUUUAAAAAGGUUCAGAAGUCGCUCCCAGAACCCACCCAGAACCAGCUCCUAGCUCAUCAUCAAGAGAUAUCAAGCAAAAGGGUUUGAAUCAGACAGGAACUCAUUUUAUGGGACAUCCCAUGUGUAAAACUGCUAACUGUAGCAUCUUUAGCAUCUGUUGUCCAUGUAGGGCCAACACCGGCUGAGCAGCCGGAACGUUCAUGGCUACCCUGCAGACAGCAUGACAGGCAGGGAACCGAGGAAGGAACCUACGGACCCACCCUCCAUCUCAAUGCUUUGAUUUUCUAAGAGUUUAAUGAGACUUUGCUACAUUUGUAAGGUUUGUAUGUUGUGAAGCGUUUUGGAUCUCUGCCAGAACAAGCGAGCUGCCUUCACGAACGUCUGCAUCCUCUGUUUUUCUCAAGGCGAGGCAGAUGCAUGAACUGUUGUUUUGCAUGCAAAUCUCCAUGAAGGACGUUGGUCCUUGUGGUCUCUGUUUCCUGGUAGUGAGUAUUAUGAGUAAUAAAGAUGUUUACACUGUACCCAGUGAUGGGGCUGUUCUACUCCCAAGCAUGUUCACAUAUCAAUGAAAGUGUGUGAGUAGAUAUAAAAGCACAAACUGAAUAUCUGGUUAUGGUGAUAGAUUUUUGUCAAUAUGUGCCACAACACCUGCCUCUGUCUUUGUGGACCUCAUUCAAUAUUUGUCGUGGGCUUUGGAAAAGUGGCCUCAGUCAUAGUAGUUCCAAACCAGGAUUGAACUUCACAUAGCUGACUAAGCUACAGUAGGCAGUAUAUGAGGCUUCUGGUGGUAAAUAAGAAUAGGAAAGCCUAAAUAGUAGUAACAGUAGCAAACAGACCUGAUGCUCCGGCAUAAUAGGGCCAGACAAUAUUAAUCAUCCCUCCAAAGUUCCAUUUUGGGAUCCAGAUAAGUGUGAUUGUUGAGUCUUUAAACCUGUGCUGGACUCUUUGUUGUUGGUGACAGCAAGCAGCUUUCCCCAAAGCAUUUCAUCAUUAAACCUUUUUUCUUCACAUCACUUAAUUGAAGCGUGACAUAUCGCACAGUAUGGCUUGAUUUUAAUUUCCUCUCAGGAUUUACAUGUGUGUAGCCCAUCAAGUGGUUCAAAGGUCAUUUUUCAUGAAAUGAUUAUUUGUUCUGCUGUGGCUGAGCAACUCCUCUGAGACAGAGUUUGGUUCUCAGUCAUUACAGAUUCACACGUUAGGACAGGCAGGUGUUGGGUCACAUGACCUCUGACCUCUGUUGCGUUAACAUGCAGUAUUGUGUGCAAAACAAUAAAAAUGAUUUAUUAUAAUAAA
This is a messenger RNA of Betta splendens (Siamese fighting fish), 4108 nucleotides long. RefSeq names its product copine IVa (gene cpne4a). Gene Ontology annotation, cellular component: plasma membrane. The record is from RefSeq and is a predicted model, not a curated record. Gene Ontology annotation, molecular function: calcium-dependent phospholipid binding. Lineage: Eukaryota; Metazoa; Chordata; Actinopteri; Anabantiformes; Osphronemidae. Bases 396 to 2057 code for a protein of 553 amino acids. The transcript is spliced from 17 exons. Gene Ontology annotation, biological process: cellular response to calcium ion.